Effrenium voratum is the source of this 578-nucleotide messenger RNA. The record is from the annotation of a GenBank genome assembly. Lineage: Eukaryota; Dinophyceae; Suessiales; Symbiodiniaceae.
GCGGGUUUUUGCCGCUGUUUGAGCUCCGUGUCCUCCUUUAGCCAGCCGCUCAUGGCUGGCUGGGCAGACGGGUCUGCAGGGAACGAGGUGCUGGUGCUAUGCCGCUUUCCACAGCUGGAGAACUCCCAGUUCUUCAACACCACCUCGGACUUCAAGCUGGAGGGCUUCGAGGGGGGCAAGCCCGUCAUCGUGGUAGACGGCGCCUGGCGCUUUAAGGGCCAGCACCAGAGGCCACACAGCACCAACAUCUUUUUCGAAGAUGCUGAGUUGCAGGGUGCCUCGCCCCACGUCGUGGAGCUCGAGCUGGACCGCACUGGCUUGGCAAGUCGCCCGGAGCGUGCCGGCGGCGCGGAGCGGGUGCGAGCGCCGAAACACAUGCCCCCCCCCCUGGAGGCCAAAAGCCCCGAGCCGGCCGCUGACUCGGAGACGCAGGUAGCCGUGGGGGCAACAAAUGCAGACGCGGCCCCAAGCUCGUCCGCACCAAAGGCGGAGGCCAAAGCCGUCGUUCAUCGGCGAAGAGUCAAGCGAAGGAGAGUGGUGAGAUCCUCAGGAUCUGAGUGAUGCUACGCAAGAAAAGG